AAACCUUUUCCCACUCCCACCUUUUUCUCUCUCUCUCUCUCUCUCUCUCUCUCUCUCAUGCCCAAGACUCUUGGGAGCAUAUGGUUGGUUGUUGGAGUUUUUCACUUAACUCAUCUCACCCCUCUCCCUCUCUCUCUCUCUCUCUCUCUCUCUCUAUCUGUGGGCUGAGAGAGAGCCUGAAAACCAACUCAUAUCUAACUUUUUCUCUUUUCUUUUCUUUUUUUUUUUUUGAAGGUUUUUGGGGUUUCUGAAACCCACAUCAAAUCAUGCAUCGCAAUUGAUGUGUGUGUGGCAUGCAUCCAUUUCAUUUCAUUUCAUUUCAUAUCAUUUUCCAGAGGCAUCCCUAGUCCCCUCACCUCAUCACUUGCUCUCGAUCACAUCUCUUUAAAAGUGUUGAAGAGAGAGAGAGAGAGAGAAAGAGAGAGAGAGAGGGGAGAUUAUACGGUUUUGAUGCGAAUGUAGAUACUAUUUGGAGAGAGAGCCUUUCAACUUCUUGCUUUGCUUUUAGAUCCCAAAAAGAGAAAGAAGCUUUGAGCUUUUCUUUUUGGUGUAGGAAUGGCUAGUUGGUAUGAUGAGGACGAUGAGGACUUUGAGGAAGAGGUGGUGUGGGAUGUGGUGAGAGAGAGGAGAGAUGUGAGCCCAAAAGCCAAAAAGGCCAAAGAUCUCUCCACUGCCACCUCUUCUUAUUCUUCUUCAUCCUCUUCCUCUACUAAAAGAUUUCCCACUUCUGCUAGAAUGAUCCCAAGGAAGGCCACCAGCAGCAGCAGCAGCAGCAGCAGCACUGGAGCCGCAAGGCAGUCUGCUCCUGUGAACAUCCCUGACUGGUCCAAGAUCUACCAGCUGAAUAAGAACCACCCUUCUGCCCAUGAUGAUGAUGAUGAGAGCUACAGCAUGGGGGGCUACAACAAUGGUGGGUUGGUGGAAGAGGAAGAUGAUGGCAGUGAGGGUGAUCUGGAGGAGGAAGGCAAAGUGCCCCCACAUGAAUGGCUUGCUAAGAAGAUGGCCAGGACCCGAAUCUCAUCCUUCUCAGUCUGUGAAGGUGCAGGCAGGACACUCAAGGGGAGAGACCUCAGCAAGGUGAGGAAUGCUGUUCUCACAAGAACUGGCUUCUUAGAGUAGCAGUUCCUUGAGCUGUGAGAAGAAGCAGAAGCUGCUUUUGGCUUUUUUUCCCUUCCCUUUUUUGGUUCAUGCAUAUGGCUAUAAUUAGUAAUGUGGAUUCAGUGCUGCUUUUGGCCUCCCUUUUGUUUUUAAUCUCUCUUUUAUUCCAUAUAUCUUUCUCUUCUUGUUUGGCCAUGGCAGUGCUGAGAUUUUGUCUUGUAGAAUGGUUAAAUAUUAGAGUGUUCAUGGAUUAGAGAAAUGUGGUGAGCACUUAAAAGUUCCUUUUUUGUAUUGUAAGAUGGAUGAAUGUAAAUACCUGGCCCCCCACCUCCAUUAUAUGCUUCUCCUGCUUCUUCCUUUUGUUA
Molecule: messenger RNA, 1463 nt
Organism: Ananas comosus (pineapple)
Lineage: Eukaryota; Viridiplantae; Streptophyta; Magnoliopsida; Poales; Bromeliaceae
Exons: 1
Coding region: 556-1119 (187 amino acids)
Source: RefSeq, a predicted model, not a curated record